AUGGAGUCCAAAACCCUCACUCACCUCAUAGAACAAAUCUACCGCCUCUCAGUCGAUCAGCUAGGCCAAACCGCUCAAAAAACUUACUGAGAAAGCUCCCAUUUGAAACAAGCCAAAGUCAAACUGGUUAUUUACUCUAUAAAAUCCUCCAUUUUGCCUAUUCUUCAGGAUAUCCCAGGCGGGAUUACGGAAGAAGGAACGGGUCAAGCAGGAAGUUGAGAAAGUAUUAAGGAAUUUGAAGAUAUUUAUCAGCAGUUGUUCACUGAUGAAGAGAUGGACAUUAAGGAAAAAGUUGAGUUUUUAGGGAUUUUUAUGAAGAUUUUUAUGGCAAAUGGAGGGUAUUCAAGGUGCCAAGCUAUCCUAGACCUCUUUAAAACUAUUUUUGAGCAAAAUAAACAGGAUGAUUAUGUAGUUUUUAUGUAUUAUUGUGCUUAUCUCGAGGUAACCUCAUCUUUUAUGGGGCUUUCAGUACAAACUCCUGAAGAGUAUUGCACUCAGAUCUUUGAAGAUAUUCCCAGCAGAAAGUUUACAGAAGAGAUGAUCACUGAGCUUGAAUUUCGAAGAGGCAGACUUUGUUUAGAUUUCUAUCAAAGCACUGGAAAUCUUGAGAAAUGUGUUGAGAUCAAUCAAGACCUUAUCAAAAUAUGUAAAUCAACUAAGCUCUUGAGAUACAUGUCUGAAGUGCUGGAUUACAAUUUUGAAUCCGCUCAGAAGUCUGAUGAAAACAUCCAGAGACAGAUAGAAGAAGUAUAUGCUUUGAUAGAUACUGAAUUGGCUACCCAUAUUGACCCUGAUUUCUGCCUUGCAAAUCUCAGUAAAUCCUUCACUAAUAUCGCUAUCGGUGUGAAGGAUAAAGACAAAGAGAAAAUUGCUAAGGCGAGUGCUAUGAUAGAGAAGAUAGUCAAACAUCAUGAUUUUCAGCAGAGUCAUAUCACUUAUAACAUUAUGUAUUCUCGCUUUUAUCGAUUGAUCAUUGAUAGACAAUCUUAUAGCAGAGUAGAUGUUGAUAAAACAACUAAUGAGCUAUCUAAACUACUAGAGCUCGAACCUUAUGAGAGAAAUUAUCACAGUGUAUAUCCUUUCACUAUUUGGAUACAGAUUCAAAAGGUGCUAGGGAUACAAGGAGAUUUCACCCUCGUCAUGAAAUAUGCAGAUUUGUUAGAAGAGGAUAAACUUUCAUAUAUCAACUAUGUCUGCUUAUUAGAACCUCUGAUGGAUCAGACUGUCAAGCCUUAUGUUGAUAAAGCACUCAAAUUCUGUGAAGAUCUGGGAAUAGAUAGUUUUAAAAGCUUUAAUUUUAACCUUAGAAUGCAAGAUUAUGCUAUCAGACUGAGAACCCCUGGCUCUAACUCAUCAAGAGAAAUCCAGAAAUCUCUUGAAGAGUUGACCUCAGAGUACGAAGCAAAGGAUGAUCCAGCGUUAAAGCUAAGACUCAAGAGAAUGUAUUUGACCCUAAUCCAACUUGCAAAUAUUUUCAACGAGCCUCAGAAAUACAUUAAUGUAUCAUUAAAGUAUCUUUCUCUGCUUGAUAAACUGUCGCCUCAUGCUGAACAACUCUAUGACAAAGUAUUCAUGAUCAGCAUGAAGGAGAAAAAUUUUGUAAAGGCAGUCAUGUGUUGUAAGAAAUUCUACGAAGAAGCCUCUAAAAGUGGAGAAGUAACUAAGGCUCUAUACCUCGCCCUUAGGCAAAAAGUAACGUUUGCAGUGGAGACUAAAAACUCAAUACCUUUCUCACAGGAUUCUGAACAGUUUGAAAAUGUCACACUGGCUCUUUAUAGUGAGAACUCUGCUGAAUAUAUCGAGACUCUGAAGAUAUUGUCCCAAGGGAACAAUUUUCUUAACAAGAUUGAUAAAGCUUAUGAACAGCUCACCAGAGGUUACGAAAUUGCAGAAAAGCUGUAUGAAACAGAAGUAAACCAGCAUUGAGUAGAUAUCGUCAUCUUCAUGGCUGUCCUUAAAAGAGACUGCGGGGAGAUUGAUCAAGCCAUUAUUUUGGCCAAGAAGGCUAGAGAAUUACACGAGCAGCUACCUCAAAACCCUAUUUCUUCAAAUAUUUACGAGCGUAUAUUACAGCUUCAAGGGUAUCUUAGUGAUAUCAAGAAGGCUAAGCAACUUUAUGAUGAGGAAUUAGCAAGAUCAAAGAGAAACAAGAAAAUAAAAAUAGCAGCAUUGGUAGGUAGUGUUGGACUUGUCGUCGGUGGAGCUCUAUGGUGGCUCAUUAAAAAACCUCAAUCCGAAGCUUAAAUUCAA
Moneuplotes crassus is the source of this 2250-nucleotide messenger RNA. Lineage: Eukaryota; Ciliophora; Spirotrichea; Euplotida; Euplotidae. The record is from the annotation of a GenBank genome assembly.